AUGAAGCCAAGAACACCUCGCAAUCUCCAGAUCUUUGUGCAGUCCCCAGAUCUCCAAAUCCCCUCCCGCCCCCUAAUUUUCCCAAACCCAAACCCUAAUCUCACCCUCCGCCACAUCAAAUCAUCCCUUUUCCCUUCAAACCCGAUCCCCCACGACUCGCUUUUCUUCACCCUCAAUGGCAAACCGCUACCUGAUUCCACUCCCGUCCAUUCCGCCGUCGCCCCUCUCUCCACCCUCACCCUUCACGCCCGCCUCCGCGGCGGCGGCGGAGAUGGCGGCGCCACGGGCGCGGAGUCCCGCGACUGCUACCUGAACAUGUACGCUGUGAAGAAGCCCGACAAGGUCGACCCGAACGAGAUGCGCCUCUCCAAGUGGCUCAACUGCAGCCUGUCCAACGAGCCCCUGAGGCACCCCGUCGUCCUCGAUAAGCUCGGGAAUCUCUUCAACAAAGAGGCUCUGGUCGAGGCCUUGCUGAAGAAGAAUUUGCCUAAGGAGUUUUGGUACAUCAAGGGCCUGAAAGACAUGAUCCCCGUCGAGCUGGCUGAGAUCUCGGGAGCUAAGGGAAUCGGGACAGUCAAAUUCCAUUGCCCGAUAACGGGGCUCGAAUUCAAUGGUAAGUAUAAAUUCUACGCCAUCAAAAGCUGUGGGCACGUGCUGAGCGCGAAGGGUUUCAAGGAGGUGAAGUCCUCGUCUUGUUUGAUCUGUCACAAGGAGUUUGUUGAGAGUGAUAAGAUUGUUAUUAAUGGGACAGAAGAGGAGGUUAAGGAGCUCUGGGAAAAACUGAAGGAGGCAAAGGCCAGAGCUAAAGAUAAUGUGAAAAAAGUGAAGAAGCUCAAGAAUGGAGAAGAUACUGGGCGGUUGACCGGGUCGAAACACGGUAUAGAAGAGAACGGAAAAAAAGGUGACAUAAAAGGCUCGGCAAAGAAGUUUAAGGCAAUCGAUAUAGUUCCAGCUAAUGCUACCAAAUCUGUUUAUGCUUCCAUUUUUGCUUCGUCGAAAAAGUCGGACUUCAAGGAGACAUACUCUUGCAGGUCUUUGCCUUUAGGUCGAAACUGA
Molecule: messenger RNA, 1056 nt
Organism: Striga hermonthica
Lineage: Eukaryota; Viridiplantae; Streptophyta; Magnoliopsida; Lamiales; Orobanchaceae
Source: the annotation of a GenBank genome assembly